AUGGAAGAUCUAACUAUUCCUGAUCAUCCAAACCCUCUGCCUGUGGAGAUCGCCCUUACACUCCUGGCCAACAAGGGACCCAGCGAGCCAGGGAUUAUAAAGCUGCUGGACUGGCAGGACCAUCGGGACAACUAUGUCAUGGUCCUCGAGUGUCCGUCGCCCUGCGAGAACUUAGUUAGUUUCUUGGAGGGCCACGGAGGCAGGCUCGAUGAAGGUUUAGUUCGGCACAUCAUGCGGCAGGCAACGCAGGCGGCUCGCACGUGUUGUUGCCGUGGCGUAUUCUAUGGCGACAUAAAGUUGGAAAACUUCAUCGUGAGCAAGGACACCCUGCAAGUCAAGUUGAUUGACUUUGGGUGUGGAGACCUCAUGAGAAAGUCCGCCUACACGACAUUGUAUGGCACCAUGGAGUACUACCCUCCUGAGUACAGGGUCAAGGGCAAGUACCAUGCAAAGUCUGCAAUGUCGUGGUCUCUUGGGGUCGUCUUGUUCACGAUGCUGUGCGGCCAUUUUCCAACUGGCGAUGACCUGCACAAGACCGAACUAAACCUUUGGUCAGAGUCUGGACUGUCAAAGGGUGAGCUCUUCAUCACAUACUCCAGGGACAGUGAGGUCCCUGCAAAGUCAACUGGGUCCCAGAGGUUCUAG
Molecule: messenger RNA, 645 nt
Organism: Sinocyclocheilus anshuiensis
Lineage: Eukaryota; Metazoa; Chordata; Actinopteri; Cypriniformes; Cyprinidae
Product: serine/threonine-protein kinase pim-2-like
Exons: 4
Coding region: 1-645 (214 amino acids)
Biological process (GO): regulation of mitotic cell cycle; protein autophosphorylation; negative regulation of apoptotic process
Cellular component (GO): cytoplasm
Molecular function (GO): ATP binding; protein serine/threonine kinase activity
Source: RefSeq, a predicted model, not a curated record